Molecule: messenger RNA, 876 nt
Organism: Suillus subalutaceus
Lineage: Eukaryota; Fungi; Basidiomycota; Agaricomycetes; Boletales; Suillaceae
Exons: 15
Coding region: 1-876 (291 amino acids)
Source: RefSeq, a predicted model, not a curated record
AUGAGUACUUUGCAAGGGACUCAACCUGAUGCGUUCUUGUGGAUCAAGUACGGUUAUGUUGCAUUAUCAUCACUUUGGGUUUAUGAAUAUGUACUUUGCAUAGCUGACUCGGUCACCUAUCUUAUCGAGUCCCCGUGGAGGCUUGGUAUGCUUACGAUUUUUCAGCCUGAUGCAUCAAACGCUCUUUGUCGUUCCUAUGAGGAAGCGAAUCUCUAUUGGGCAUCUGACACCUCAUUAGAUAUAGGGUUUUUGACGAUUUUUUUCGCUGAGUGUAUCUUCGUACUUAGAGCAUUGGCAGUAUACCACCGGGACAGAAAGUGGGUGGUGUUUAUGACCAUCUUCGUCAUCGUCCAUCUAGUGCCGAUGAUCGUCUGCUUUUACAAAUUUGCUUCAUUGCUGUCUGGAGAAUGCUCGAUCCCUGGGUUUAUCAGAUAUGUAGACACGAAGGAAAAAAUCUUAGUGUUGGUGAUGUACAUCUUACUGGCUUCUGGCGAGCUCGGCAUAUUGUUGUUUCUGUUGCAUCGCACCGUCGAUUUUCGGAGCAGUGGUUGGAAGAUCGACAACCGUCUUAAGCGUGGUCUCUUGCACCAUAAUCUACUGUACUUCGGUUGGAGCUGUGCUUUUUUUGCUGGUCUCGGUCUCACCAGUAGGAUCUCCUCGAUUCCAGCGGCACACAUAGUCGCACAGUUUGUUUAUUCCCAAUUUGGAUGUGAUGAGGAUUACUUAUUCGGCAGCAGGUAUCAUGUCGUUGUGCAAGCUCUCCUGGUCACACGAAUGCACAGGGACUUCUGGAGAUCGGACCGUGCCUUUUGUGGCAUCUCCGGAGAGGAUGUCUCUUUCGCAACAUUCAUGGUAGCAAUUCCAGAUAUUGUUUGA